Messenger RNA from Achroia grisella, 2714 nucleotides. RefSeq names its product V-type proton ATPase catalytic subunit A. Gene Ontology annotation, biological process: proton transmembrane transport; ATP metabolic process. Gene Ontology annotation, molecular function: proton-transporting ATPase activity, rotational mechanism; ATP hydrolysis activity; ATP binding. Gene Ontology annotation, cellular component: proton-transporting V-type ATPase, V1 domain; lysosomal membrane. The record is from RefSeq and is a predicted model, not a curated record. NCBI's taxonomy places the organism in Eukaryota, Metazoa, Arthropoda, Insecta, Lepidoptera, Pyralidae. The coding region runs from base 129 to 1982 and encodes 617 amino acids. The transcript has 14 exons.
ACAAAGAAGCAUAGAGUCAGGUCAGCUGACAUAAAUUUUAUCAUUGGUCUUGUGAUAAGUUGUUACUCCGCCAUUCUCGGUUCGCCUAUUCUAUCUUUCUCGUCUCGUUAAAGAUUCAUUAGAACAAAAUGACGGCUAGAGGCGGUUUGAAGACAAUCGCCAAUGAAGAGAAUGAGGAGAAGUUUGGCUAUGUAUUUGCUGUAUCUGGACCCGUCGUAACGGCGGAGAAGAUGUCCGGAUCAGCUAUGUACGAGUUGGUGCGUGUCGGGUACAAUGAGCUGGUAGGAGAGAUCAUCCGACUGGAGGGCGACCUUGCCACCAUUCAGGUAUACGAAGAAACCUCUGGUGUGACAGUAGGUGAUCCAGUACUGCGUACCGGCAAGCCACUCUCUGUGGAACUGGGCCCCGGUAUCUUGGGCUCCAUUUUUGACGGUAUCCAGCGCCCAUUGAAAGACAUCAAUGAGUUGACACAAUCCAUCUACAUUCCUAAGGGUGUGAACGUGCCAUGCUUAGCUAGAGAAACCGACUGGGAAUUCAACCCAUUGAAUAUCAAGGUCGGGUCCCACAUUACCGGCGGAGACUUGUACGGUAUUGUACAUGAGAAUACUCUGGUAAAACACAAGAUGUUGAUGCCGCCCAAGGCCAAGGGUACCGUCACCUACAUCGCGCCUUCAGGCAAUUACAAAGUCACUGACGUGGUACUGGAGACGGAGUUCGACGGCGAGAAGGCACAGUACACUAUGUUGCAAGUGUGGCCGGUGCGACAGCCGCGCCCCGUCACUGAGAAGUUGCCAGCCAACCAUCCCCUGCUCACCGGACAGCGUGUGCUUGAUUCACUUUUCCCGUGCGUACAGGGUGGUACCACUGCCAUCCCCGGAGCCUUCGGUUGUGGCAAGACUGUCAUCUCACAGGCUCUUUCCAAGUAUUCCAAUUCUGACGUCAUCAUCUACGUCGGUUGCGGAGAGCGAGGUAACGAAAUGUCUGAAGUAUUGCGGGACUUCCCCGAGCUGACUGUGGAGAUCGAGGGCGUCACUGAAUCUAUCAUGAAGCGUACUGCUCUGGUCGCCAACACAUCCAACAUGCCUGUCGCUGCCCGUGAGGCCUCCAUCUAUACUGGCAUCACACUUUCCGAGUACUUCCGUGACAUGGGUUACAACGUGUCCAUGAUGGCUGACUCCACGUCUCGAUGGGCCGAGGCGUUGCGUGAGAUCUCCGGUCGUCUGGCUGAGAUGCCUGCCGAUUCGGGCUACCCCGCCUACCUGGGUGCUCGCCUGGCUUCCUUCUACGAGCGUGCCGGCCGUGUCAAGUGUAUGGGCAACCCUGACAGGGAAGGCUCCGUAUCCAUCGUGGGUGCCGUAUCCCCGCCCGGUGGUGACUUCUCCGACCCUGUCACUUCAGCUACGCUCGGUAUCGUCCAAGUGUUCUGGGGUCUCGACAAGAAACUUGCCCAGAGGAAACAUUUCCCCUCCAUCAACUGGCUUAUCUCAUACAGCAAGUACAUGCGUGCGCUGGAUGACUUCUAUGAGAAGAACUAUGGCGACUUUGUACCACUCAGGACCAAGGUCAAGGAGAUCCUUCAAGAGGAAGAGGAUCUGUCUGAAAUCGUGCAGCUGGUCGGCAAAGCUUCGCUGGCUGAGACCGACAAGAUCACCCUUGAGGUUGCCAAGCUCCUUAAAGACGACUUCCUCCAGCAGAACAGCUACUCGGCGUACGAUCGCUUCUGCCCGUUCUACAAGACGGUGGGCAUGCUCAAGAACAUAAUUGCGUUCUACGACAUGUCGCGACAUGCCGUCGAGUCGACCGCGCAGUCAGACAACAAGGUCACCUGGAAUGUCAUCCGCGACGCUAUGGGCAAUGUCCUCUACCAGCUCUCCUCCAUGAAGUUCAAGGAUCCAGUAAAAGACGGCGAGGCUAAAAUCAAGGCAGACUUUGACCAACUCCUCGAAGAUAUGUCAGCAGCCUUCCGUAACCUCGAGGACUAAGAUACUGGCGCGUUCACGUCAGACGAGCGGCAUCUAAAACGGGGCUAUAAUCACAAACUAUCCCAUUACAUAUUUAAUAAACAAUACCAUGGACUAAAUAAUAAUAUAUUGGAAUCACCCAAAGCCUAAUUAAGGGGUGAAUAUAGCUCGCUCGAGUUGACAUUUCUUGUUAAUACUUAGUAAUAAUACGUGUUGAAGUCUAUGUAGAGUGCAUAGGUUUAUAUUACUCGUUUCAAAUCAAAUAUUCGUGAUGCUAUUGUUGAUCAAUCGAGUCGUAGAUUCUCAGCGAGGUGCGCGCGCUCGAAUAAUGGCACUAAAUACGUUACCCGCAGUUUCCAACGUCGGUUAGUCUCAUUCGGUCGCGCGACUCUAUGCAGUUAGUUGUUAUUUAUAUUCUUAUUAUUAUUAAAUAAAUAUACUAUUUAUAUACACUAACAAUCAAUUAUUUGGCCCAUUGAUAUUUUAUGAAUCGUCGAUAAUAUCGAGUACCCUCUUGCAUUCCACGUUGUUUUAGUUGUAUGGAAAUUUAACAAUUCUUUUCAAUGACUUGUUUCAGUUUUUUUUUAUUAAAACGAUUAUCUAUAUUCAGUAUUAUGUUACAAGUGAGUGCACAUUCUACGUAAGUGUAGUUGUUUUGGUUUCAAUGUGUACAAAUAUAUCCGCGCAAUAAUAUAUUUCUGUGACGUUAAGUGUUGAGAGGUGAAGAAAGUUAUGAAUAAUAAAAAAAUAUAA